Messenger RNA from Iphiclides podalirius (scarce swallowtail), 405 nucleotides. The record is from the annotation of a GenBank genome assembly. NCBI's taxonomy places the organism in Eukaryota, Metazoa, Arthropoda, Insecta, Lepidoptera, Papilionidae.
AUGCUUUCUAACUCUGAGUAUCUGCAUAGACACAACCUAGUAGCCAGAAUCCUACACCAGGAGCUCGCUCUGAAAUACGGCCUCGUGGAACGGAAACUGCCGUAUUAUAAGUACUCUCCGGAGGCCGUGCUCGAAAAUGACCGCGCCAGGCUCUAUUGGGACCGGUCCAUCAUCACGGACAGGACAAUUGUCGCGAACAAACCUGAUAUCGUGUUGAUGGACCGGGCACAGUCGCGGGUAUUUUUGGUCGACAUUACCAUUCCAUAUGACGAGAACCUCGUGAAAGCCGAAACAGAUAAGAAGACGAAGUAUCUGGACCUGGCUCACGAGGUGUGGUGGUGGUGUGCCGACCGAAAUUAUCCCGAUAGUCGUGUCUGCGAAUGGGUUGAUCCCAGUCAGCCUCUC